AUGGUUGGAGAGAGCUGGAGGUUUCAGUUUAUUUUUGCUUUUCAGGCUCUGUCUCUGACUGUUGUGGCCAUCGGAGCAGUCUUCUCAUUAUUUUUCCACCUUGCAACAAAAGAGAAGCACCAGGAUCAGUACCAGGUGGCAGAACAAGGUGAACAUACACUGCUGUUGACCGUGACACGCAAUCACCAGUCCAAGCCUGUCAUGCUGUGGAAACACUGGUUGAAAGAGCCUGCUUUCUAUCAGGUGGCAAUGCUGUAUAUGUGUACCCGUUUAAUAGUAAACCUGUCUCAGACUUACAUUGCCAUGUACCUGACGAACUCCCUGAAUCUGCCAAAGAAUUUCAUUGCUACUAUCCCUUUGAUCAUGUACGUAAGUGGGUUCCUAUCCUCCUUCUGUAUGAAACCAGUCAACAAGUGGAUUGGCAGAAAUUUAACGUACUGUGUUGGUUUACUCUUAAUCUUCGUCUUUGCCUACUGGGUGUUGGUCGACAAGCAUAUUGGUGCUUCAGUUUAUGCCCUCGCUGUGCUGUUAGGAAUGGGAUCAGCCACCAUCUUAGUGACAUCAUUGUCUAUGACUGCGGACCUUAUCGGGACACAUACACAAAGUGGGGCUUUUGUGUAUGGUGCCAUGAGUUUCACAGAUAAACUUGCCAACGGUUUAGCAGUUGUAUUGAUCCAAAACCUUCAUCCCUGUCACACGCAGGCUUGCUGCCCCUUGUGUGUUCCAUUCUACCACUGGGUCAUGAUCGCUGUAACUGGAGGUGUAGCUGUUGUAGCAACUCUGAGUCUGGUCUGCAUCAUACUCUGGCCAAUCAAGAUCCGAGUCUGUUCACUUUCGAUAACAGGGAUAACAGCAUCCUCUUCUCUUUCGGAAGACAGUGUAGAAAACCAAGGUUAUGGAACACUAAAUUAGACCACCAUGAUGGCAUGUGAUGAAUGCCAAAGGCUUAACUACUCCAUUUUUACCAGCCUUGCUACUGUACAGAAGGGAAUAUGGCGCUGCCCACAGUGUAAGGCAUUACAACUAUGGACCUGUUUUUCAUUCCCGAAUCUUAGUCUUCUGUGGCAUUGCCCCAGUGGGCAUUAAACUUUAAGUAAUGAGUGACCGUGCUGAAGUUAAUGGACAAAGCACAGGAUGUCUGAAAUGCACUUUAAUAGACAAGCAAAAGGAUUUUGGUAAACAUGAGGAAAUAGCCAACUACUUUGUUUUCUUUUUGCACUACUGAACACUAGCCAACCUUGUUACAUGAUUAGAUCUAAACACUAGCCAUGUCUUUCACAUGAUCAUAUGUUGAUGCAUUUCAUAAGGCCUCUCCCCUCAUCUCCCACCUCCAUAAGGGAACAGUACUUUAAUGUUUCUUGAGAUAUUUACCAAAAUAUAAUUUCUAUGAAUUUUUCUAAUAAAACAAUUUUUUUUUUUCAA
Molecule: messenger RNA, 1422 nt
Organism: Protopterus annectens (West African lungfish)
Lineage: Eukaryota; Metazoa; Chordata; Ceratodontiformes; Protopteridae
Gene: MFSD12
Product: major facilitator superfamily domain containing 12
Exons: 8
Coding region: 1-912 (303 amino acids)
Biological process (GO): carbohydrate transport; transmembrane transport
Cellular component (GO): membrane
Molecular function (GO): symporter activity
Source: RefSeq, a predicted model, not a curated record